This is a messenger RNA of Adineta steineri, 4446 nucleotides long. The record is from the annotation of a GenBank genome assembly. Lineage: Eukaryota; Metazoa; Rotifera; Eurotatoria; Adinetida; Adinetidae.
AUGGAUAUUAUUGAAAAAUAUCAAAUUUAUUUAAAUCAACUUUUGACAUCGAAUGAAACUGCUUUAGCAAUGUAUCUCUAUUAUAAUUGUACAUUACCGAGAUUUGGUUCAAUGUGUCAAUAUUCAUUCGAUGAUUAUGAUCCUAAUCAUGUAUCCUUAUAUGAAUUUACUUAUGAAUGGUAUUUGAAAGUUAGAUAUGAAAAACGAAAUCAAUCAUGCUAUAUGCAUUUACAAUGCAGUCUUGGUGAAACUCCAUUAUGCAUCGAGUGGUACAAUAUCUGUGAUGGAAUUAUUCAAUGUAUCGAUGGAGUAGACGAAGAACAUUGCUGGAAACUCGAAAUUAAUGACUGCAAAGACGAUGAAUAUCGAUGUUUCAACGGGCAAUGCAUACCUUUGGUAUUCAAUACAAAUGGUGACACCUAUCCGGAUUGCUUCGAUUCAUAUGAAGCAUUUAUACAUCCCACUGGAGAAGAGAGCAAUCUUUUUGAAACACCCUUUAGAUACGAAGAUCACAAGUGUAUGAUGAACUCACUGAGAUUAUCGGACCAACAAAUAGAUUCUUGUCAUGAUACCUACAAUGCUCUUUUUAAAACAUUAUUAUUUGCCAAUAAACCAAAUUCAAUGGAUAAUAUCUGUUGGUUAGCACUUCUAUGCUACUUUGAAUCUAUAUACUCAUGGCAAUUAAACUGUAAUGAUUUUUGUUCAGAAAAAACAUGUCAAGAAAAAAUUCAACAAAAUUGUUCAAAUAUAUUCUAUAUGCCAAGCGCACCGGUAGCGUUUGGUCAUAUCUAUUUUGCUUAUACAAAAAAUUACAUUAUCGAACAAAAAGUGCCAACAAUGGCACCUGAGUAUGUAUGUUACAAUAAAGAACUUUGCAAUGGAUCUUAUCUUAAUAGACCAUCGAUUUCAUUCAACGGAACCAUUUGUACUCGUUUCGAAAAUAUUCCAAUUGGAUCUGGUGGAUAUGGCUCUUGGACUGCAGAUUACGUUCAUCGUGUGCAUGAAGGACUUUCUCAUUGUAAUACAGCUUUUCGAAAUGAUUCUUCAUUUUGUAACAAAACAACCAUGUAUCAAUGUAUCAAUUCAUCUAAAUGUAUCGCAAACGUUCGUGUUCUCGAUAAUAUAAUUGAUUGUGACUAUGGUGACGAUGAAACAUUAAUCAUGAUCAAUAAUAUUGAUUUCAUAAAGCAUGGUACAAUGCAUAUAUAUUGUACGGUAAAUAAAAUAUUUAUUUCUCGAAAAUUAAUGGUAGAUUAUAUGUGUAACUGUGGAUACGAUAUCUAUGAUUUAUGUGAAGAUUUACCUUCAAAUCUAAAUUAUAUUACAGAACAUAUAUCAUUUCCAACAAUUUGUGAUGGAUCAACUCAAUUAAAACCUAUACUUAUCAACGGACAAAAUCAAACAGAUGAAACAGAAUGUGAACUAUGGCUGUGUAAUAAUACAUAUACUCGUUGCAAUGGUAUCUGGAAUUGUUUGAACGGUGCUGAUGAAGUUGAUUGUUAUCCAUCGUUAUUGAAAAAUUGUCCACGUCAUAGUUAUUUAUGUUUCUCAUUCGAGACAAGUGAGUUGAUGUGCCUUUCAAUAAAUAAAAUUAAUGAUGGCAAUAUCGAUUGUUUGGGUGCCAUCGAUGAGCAACAAGUAUGCGCUGAAAAGAAUCCUUCCGAUAAUGGAUGGCCAUUUUCUUGUCAAAUAGGCUUCGAUACAAUAGGUAUAUCAUUUGCCGGUCUCUGCGAUGGAAUCAACAAUUGUUUACAUGGAGAUGAUGAAAGAUUUUGUGCUCAUAUCUCAAAUCAUACAGAAUUGUUUGGUAAUUAUGGCAAAUGUACUCAAGUCACGACCAUAGCUCUCCCUAAUAUUGAAUAUUAUUUCUGUAGCAUCUUCACAUAUAAAUGUGAAUUUCGAAUGAAAUUUUUUUCACUUAAUACAAUACGAAAAACAAGAAGCGAUAUAACAACAAAUGAUAAUGCACGUUCUUUAACAUCUACAAUUCCUCUUCAAAAUCAACAUCGUUGUCAUCGUGGUAUUGAUUUACGGGUCUGGUUAGAUAGUAAAAAUAAUCAUAGUACUACUACGUGUCUCUGUUCACCAAAUUAUUAUGGCAAUAAAUGUCAAUAUCAAAAUCAACGGGUCAAUUUCGUUGUACAAUUUCAAGCAUAUACUGAUUCAUGGAAAACACCAUUUAUUCUUAUUGUUAUGCUCAUUGACGAUAGUUAUCAACGAAUCAUUCACUCACAUACACAACUUACAUACAUACCUAUACCAAAUUGUAAAACAAAAUAUAUUGUUGAUUUACUUUAUUCAACACAACCAAAAAAUCACUCACAACAAUAUUCAAUACAUAUUGAUAUUUAUGAAAAAAUAUCAUUAUUAUAUCGAGGCAGUUUACUAGUACGAUUACCAUUUCCAUUUUUACCUGUGGAACGUAUUUCUGUUUUACUUAGAAUUCCAUAUACUAAUGAUAAUUUUCAAAGUUGUUCAGAUCAUAAUUGUAUUCAUGGUCAAUGUAUUCGAUAUUUUAAUGAUCCAAACAAAACUACAUUUUGUCGAUGUCAUGAAGGAUGGUCUGGUCGAUAUUGUUCUAUUGAACAUGUAUGUACCUGUGCAUCAGGCUCACUAUGUGUUGGUAUUUUACCGAAUAACCAAUCUAUUUGUGUUUGUCCGAUAGAUAAAUGGGGUUCUCGAUGUUUACUUGAUGAUCAUAUAUGUCAAUUUAAUAUAUCAUGUCAACAUGAAGGUUUAUGUAUACCUUUUGAUAGAUAUUCAUUAACAAAUAAACAAUUUAAAUGUAUUUGUCCAAAUGGUUUCUUUGGAGAAGUAUGUGACAUAGCAUCAAAUAAAAUCAUUUUAUCAUUUAAUAAAGAUAUUAUUAUACCACAAUCAAUGUUUAUUCAUUUUAUUGAAGUAAAAGAUUAUGCUGCACCUGAAAAUGGUACUACAUUGAAAAAAAUUCCUUUAGCACAAAAUUCUAUCACUAUUUAUUGGUCACGACCAUUUCAUAUUGCAUUUGUGGAAUUUUAUCCUAAUAAUUACUAUUUAAUCACUGUUCAACAGACAUAUAAUCGAUCGAUGACAAUGGAAAAAACAUUGGAACUUACAGAUCAUUGUUUGCAUAUACGUGAUAUAUUUGAUGAAAGUAUUACUAAUCUUCAUCUACUUCGUCGUAUUAAAUAUUAUCAUAUACCAUGUCAACAAUAUAAACCAUUAUUGUCUUGUUUUUAUGAUGAUGGUAAUAAUAAUAGUGAUGGUCAUAUUUGUUUAUGUUAUGAUUUUGAUGGUCAACGUCAAGCGAAUUGUUUUGAGUUUAAUCAUCAAAAGAAAUUUGAUUGUCGAGGUCAAAGUAAUUGUGAAAAUGGAGCUCAAUGUUUACAAGAUAGUGUUGAUUGUCCAACAACAUCAAUGUGUGUUUGUUUACCAUGUUUUUACGGAACACGUUGUCAAUUCAGUACAAAUGGUUUUUCUCUUUCAUUAGAUUCUAUCUUAGGUUAUCACAUUCAACCACAUGUUAAUAUUAAUCAUCAACCAACUAUAGUCAAAAUAAGUAUAAUGCUUAAUAUUAUAUUUACUACAGUUGGAACUGUCAAUGGUGUUUUAUCAUUAAUUACUUUUUUAAAUAAAGAACCACGUAAAACAGGCUGCGGUUUUUAUCUUAUUGGAUCAUCAAUUACUACACUUAGUACAAUGAUAUUUUUUGCAUGUAAAUUUUGGAUUCUUAUUUAUGCACAAAAAACAUAUAUAACAAAUCGAUUAUUUCUAAAAUUUCAAUGUAGUUCUAUUGAUUUUUUAUUGCGAAUCAGUUUAAAUAUGGAUCAAUGGUUAAAUGCAUGUGUAACUAUGGAACGAGCAAUUACUGUUAUUCAAGGAGUUAAUUUCAAUAAGAAAAAAAGUAAAAGAUUAGCAAAAUUUAUUAUUUCUGCUCUCCUUAUUACUGUUAUUAGUACACUUAUUCAUGAUCCUUAUCAUCGAACUCUUAUUGAUGAUGAUGAUAAUGAUGAAAAACGAAUUUGGUGUAUUGUUACUUAUUCGCCAAAUAUUCAACUAUACGAUUCAAUAAUAAAUAUUUUACAUUUUAUUAUUCCAUUUAUUAUUAAUUUUAUAUCAGCAAUUAUUAUUAUUAUACAGACCAGUCGUUCCAAAACAGCAGCUAAAACUGAUCAAAGUUACAGAAAAGUUUUACAUGAACAACUAAAACAACAUAAACAUCUUCUGAUUAUUCCAGUUAUAUUAAUUGUUCUUGGUAUACCACGUUUAAUAAUUUCUUUUGCUUCUGGAUGUAUGAAUUCAACUGCAGAUUCAUGGUUGUUUCUUAGUGGAUAUUUUAUCUUUUUCGUUCCGCCUACAAUAACCUUCAUUAUACAUGUCCUUCCAUCAAAAUUCUAUAAGAAAGAACUUAACAAAACAAUUCAAAGAUAUCAAAAAACAAUACGAGAACGUAUACAACGUCAAUGA